AUGGAUACCAGAGAACAGAUUGAGCUAAAAAACUACAACAACGGUGUCGUUGAGACAGUUGAUCUUCGAGAUGGCAAUGGGAAGGAAGAACAAGGGCUAUCAGCCAGCCAACAACAACGCAGCAACGGGCUGAAUCUCUCGCUUGACAAAUACAUCAACUUCCUGCCGACGGUGGCAUUCAGCGGCAACCUUCAAUGCUCGUGGGAGGCAGUGGCAGUGUCUUUCCAGGCUGGAUUACUCAAUGGCGGACCGACAUCUUUAGUCUACGGCACCCUUCUCUGCUGGAUUGGAAACCUUGCAACCGCAGCCUCCAUCGGAGAGAUGGCGUCCAUCAACCCAACCGUCGGUGCCCAAUACCGAUGGAGCGGCCUCUACGCACCGCCAGGCAUUAUGUCCCCUGCCUUUUGGGGGCUGAUCACCGGCUGGGUGACCGUCUUCGGCUGGAUAGCUGUGGUUGCGCAGCCUGCCUUUCUCGUUGGAACUAUCAUUCAAGGCCUGAUCACUCUCAACGUCGACAGUUAUGUCGCGCAACCGUGGCACGGCACGAUGCUCACCUGGGCGGUGCUUGCCGUUCCAGUACUCUGCAACGUCUUUGCUCGGAAGGUGCUGAACAGCAUCGAAAUCGUCGGUGGGAUUACCCACACGGCAUUCUGGAUCAUCUGGGUCGUUGUCCUUACCACUAUGGCACGUCGAAGCUCGUCGGAGUAUGUUUUUGAGACAACCUACAGCGGUGCGGCGUUCGGAGGAUGGGAGAACACUGCCUUUGAUGGUGUGAUCCACAUGAGCGAUGAGGUCAGAGACGCCGAACGGAAAAUCCCUCAGAGCAUGGUUCUGUCUGUCCUCAUCAAUGGUGUCAUGACAUUCGCGACUGUCAUCGUCUUGCUGUUCUGCAUUGGCGACCCCGUCGCGGCGCUCACCAGUCCUACCGGCUAUCCCGUGAUCGAAAUCCUGCGCGAGGCAACGCAGUCGAAAGGAGCUGCGACUGCCCUCAUGCUCAUGCUAUCAUGGAACGGCAUUGUCGCUCUCUUCUCCUCGCUGGCAUCCAUCUCCCGCUUGACUUGGGCCUUUGCAAGAGAUCGAGGCCUCCCGUUCCCGACGUUCUUCGGUGCCGUACACCCACGCCUUCGGAUCCCUCACAACGCAUUGGGGCUCGUUGUCACACUCGUGGUCCUCCUCAUGCUGAUCAACAUUGCGUCGCUGUCUGCACUCUUCGCCAUCCUAUCGCUCGCGAACAUGGCGCUUUACGGAUCCUACCUGCUUCUUGUGACCUUCUUUUUCCUCCACAAGCUUCGAGGCGGACCACUUGUCCUUGGACCGUUCCAGCUGGGGAAAUGGGGCUACGCAAUCAACGUCUUCUCGAUGGUGUUUCUUGUCUUCAUCAUCAUCUGGCUGCCAUUCCCACAGUUUAUGCCGGCGACAGCGGCCAACAUGAACUAUGCCGGUCCCAUCUUCGGGAUGGUUAUCCUGCUCGCUUUGGUGGAUUGGUUUUUUUGGGGCCACAAGCGGUUCAGUGUUCCAACGACGGAGUCUGUCUUUGUUGAAGAGAUACAUGAAUAG
Saxophila tyrrhenica is the source of this 1557-nucleotide messenger RNA. RefSeq lists its product as uncharacterized. Bases 1 to 1557 code for a protein of 518 amino acids. Gene Ontology annotation, biological process: transmembrane transport. The record is from RefSeq and is a predicted model, not a curated record. Lineage: Eukaryota; Fungi; Ascomycota; Dothideomycetes; Mycosphaerellales; Extremaceae. The transcript has 4 exons. Gene Ontology annotation, cellular component: membrane. Gene Ontology annotation, molecular function: transmembrane transporter activity.